Molecule: messenger RNA, 2222 nt
Organism: Podospora bellae-mahoneyi
Lineage: Eukaryota; Fungi; Ascomycota; Sordariomycetes; Sordariales; Podosporaceae
Gene: CDC28
Product: Cyclin-dependent kinase catalytic subunit
Exons: 3
Coding region: 759-1715 (318 amino acids)
Biological process (GO): protein phosphorylation; signal transduction; regulation of gene expression
Cellular component (GO): cyclin-dependent protein kinase holoenzyme complex; cytoplasm; nucleus
Molecular function (GO): cyclin-dependent protein serine/threonine kinase activity; cyclin binding; ATP binding
Source: RefSeq, a predicted model, not a curated record
AAGACUCAGAUAUUCCAGACUGUUUUCUGCUGUCCGUGGUCGUGCAUGUUGCACAAAAAUACAGUACCUCUUGUUCUUUUCCCGAUCGAUAGCUGACUCCUAUCAAAAAUAUUCGGCGCGGGGUCCUUGUGCCCCUCUUCCCAGCGGGUGGCCAGACCUGCAGGGCGCAAAAGCUUGCUGGCAGUGGUUAAAAAGUGGAUCCCUUUGCGCCACGCAGGGCCGGGCCACUCGCUGUGCGACAAGCCUCGACGCGAUCUUUUGUUUGGGCGCGUCGCCGAGCUCCCGUUUCCACGGCUGCCACUCCCAGCUUGUUGAUCAACUUUGAAAUUUGGAGAAAACCAGCAACGCCCAGCACCACCACCACCACCACCACUCGACAUCGACAUCGACAAGCCACAACCUACGACCAAGUAAGUUAGCCCUUCGAUGGCUCAGGACAUCUGACGCCUUCUCCCACCCCUCCAACGGUCCCUUUCAUUUUCUCGACUUUCGACUUUGACUUUGACUUCGACAUCGUCUUCGGUUCUCGGUUUGGCCGCUAUCUGUUUUGUCUCGGCAUCGUCUCUGCCCCUCGUUCUCAGCCGUUGCACCACCACCACCACCACCACCACCACCACCACCACCACCACGAAAGCGACCACUUCCCCCACUUUGUAUUCGAUUUGAGCCUCCGCUUGGCCGCCGAUACCCGACCAGUUUUGAACAAGAGAAAGGAGAACACCUCAUAACACCGGAAAAAGGAACGAUUUCUAACCACCAUGGACAACUACCAGAAACUGGAAAAGAUUGGCGAGGGAACAUACGGUGUCGUCUACAAGGCUCGUGACCUGAACAACGGCGGGCGCAUAGUGGCCCUGAAGAAGAUCCGUCUCGAAGCCGAAGAUGAGGGUGUCCCGUCGACCGCCAUCCGCGAGAUCUCGCUGCUCAAGGAGAUGCGCGACCCCAACAUUGUGCGCCUGUUCAACAUUGUGCACGCCGACGGCCACAAGCUCUACCUCGUUUUUGAGUUCCUCGAUCUCGACUUGAAGAAGUACAUGGAGUCGCUGCCCACUAGUGAUGGAGGCAAGGGGAAGGCUCUGCCCGAGGGCACAAGUGCUGAGCUCCACCGUUUGGGAUUGGGCGAUUCGAUCAUCAAGAAGUUCAUGAGCCAGUUGUGCGAGGGUGUUCGUUACUGCCACAGUCACCGCAUCUUGCACCGCGAUCUCAAGCCGCAGAACUUGUUGAUUGACCGCGACGGUAACCUGAAGCUUGCUGAUUUCGGUCUGGCCCGCGCCUUUGGUGUUCCUCUGCGCACCUACACCCACGAGGUUGUCACUCUUUGGUACCGCGCUCCGGAAAUUCUGCUUGGUGGCCGCCAGUAUUCCACUGGUGUCGACAUGUGGUCGGUAGGCUGUAUCUUUGCCGAGAUGUGCACGCGCAAGCCUUUGUUCCCUGGUGAUUCGGAGAUUGACGAGAUCUUCAAGAUCUUCCGCUUGCUCGGUACCCCCACCGAAGAUGUUUGGCCCGGCGUGACCUCGUAUCCCGACUUUAAGGCCUCUUUCCCCAAGUGGGUUCGCGAUUACAGCAAGCCCCUGUGCGACAAUCUCGACGACACAGGUCUUGACCUUUUGGAAAUGAUGCUGGUGUACGAUCCCGCUGGUCGCAUCUCUGCCAAGCAAGCCUGCAACCACCCCUAUUUCGAGGACUUUCCCCGCCAGAGUGCUGGAUACCGCUAGGAACACCAUCCAAUGACCUUGCAGGGCAAUAGUACCCUUCGUUGUCCCCGUGUUGGUUCCCACACUGCCCCCGGCGACAACAUCACUGCUCGUGGCGUUCAGCGGUCUCAUUAUCACAUGUAAAGAGCAUGAUGGAGGGACUAGUUGGAGUCAGCCUCACACCCCGGCCGUUUCUGUGCACAACAUAACUUGUUGAUCCCGAGGCAUACUUUGACGUCUGCUUUCAGGAUAUCUGUCGAUCAUACGGAUAGUAUACUUGAGGAAUUCAUAUUGUCUGGCUUUAGACGGCGUUUGGAGGAGAUUGCGGUCCCAAGGAGAUUGCGGAAUGAUAUGGGUUGCGCAUUAGCACGGGUUUCUGGUUGGUGGAGAGGCAUGGAGUGAUUAGAGAGGCUGUGAUGGAUUUUUGUAUGAAUCAAAAAGUAUAAGAGCACCAUGGAAGAGGAUACCAAGUGGGGGAGAAGCAGGCAGUAUCCCUGGACAUAUUGUUGUUUCCAUCAGAGAUGGACG